Messenger RNA from Saccoglossus kowalevskii, 537 nucleotides. RefSeq lists its product as uncharacterized. The record is from RefSeq and is a predicted model, not a curated record. NCBI's taxonomy places the organism in Eukaryota, Metazoa, Hemichordata, Enteropneusta, Harrimaniidae.
AUACUGCGAACAGACAGUGAACGACUACAAGCUUUAUCAACAUGGCUAGUGACCUGAAAGCUGCAAUUACUGCGAGGUAUCGGGAAAUCGAGAGACUCUACAAUGCUGGUGAUUACCAGGUCAUGGCGAAAGAAUGUUACACUGAGGACUGUAAAUCAGUCUUCAGUGGGCAUGCCAUCCAGUCUGGCCAUGAAAAUAUUGUAAAGGCGUGCGAAACAUUCAAACAGGAGGGUGUGGUGACUAUAAGCAGCGAGGUCGUUGACUUUUCUGCGAGUCCCGACGGUGAAUUGGCUUAUUGUAUCGUGAAUUUGAAAUCGAAGAAAGCUGAUGGAAGUGAGGCAAAGUCAUUCAGCAACCUCCUUAUCUGGAAGAAAGUAAACGGUGUUUACCUUGCCCACGUUGAUAUGUCUAACUAGGCCAGCGAUGAGCAUUGCUUCGAAUGCGUAUUAUCCAAUACUGUGUUACCUCAGUAUAUUAUUAAUGGAUAACAUGCUAAUAUGAAAAUCAAUAAAAAGAUAUUAUGCUGAUAUAAAACUA